Neltuma alba is the source of this 1261-nucleotide messenger RNA. RefSeq lists its product as uncharacterized. The record is from RefSeq and is a predicted model, not a curated record. NCBI's taxonomy places the organism in Eukaryota, Viridiplantae, Streptophyta, Magnoliopsida, Fabales, Fabaceae. Bases 92 to 979 code for a protein of 295 amino acids. Gene Ontology annotation, molecular function: zinc ion binding; ubiquitin-protein transferase activity. Gene Ontology annotation, cellular component: membrane. The transcript is spliced from 8 exons. Gene Ontology annotation, biological process: protein ubiquitination.
AAUAAGACACACUGCACAAUCUGUGCGCUUCUCUCCCCCUUCUCCGCUUUCUUCGCUCAAGCUUUUCUCCCUUUCUUACGGUUUCGGAUCAAUGAGCGAUCAUCUAGUGCUAUAUGUCGAUCGUCUGGUACGCCCUGUGAACGUUGAUUCAGUGACGCUGCCGGCUAAGUUUCUGUCUGACCCGUCUCCGGCGAGCAAGUCCGCGGACAUUGCGGGGCUCUCUGGCUCUGCUCCGCCGGCGGAGAGCGAUGCCGCUGGGUCGGAGCAUGACGAGGAUGGUAAUGAGGAUAAGCCAUUGAUCCCUAAUGCAGAGUGUCGCAUUUGUCAGGAGGAAGACAGCAUUAACAAUUUAGAAAUACCUUGCGCCUGCAGCGGCAGUCUGAAGUAUGCUCAUCGAAAGUGCGUCCAGCAUUGGUGUAAUGAGAAAGGAGGUACAAUUUGUGAGAUAUGCUAUAAGCCUUACCAACCUGGUUAUAUUGCCCCAACUUCUCACUCUAAUGCUGAGGAAACUGCCAUUGAUAUAGGUGGAGGCUGGACAAUCUCUGGUGCGCCUCCGGACUUUCAUGAUCCUCAACUCUUGGCAAUUGCAGAGGCUGAACGCCACUACUUGGAAGCUGAAUAUGAUGAGUAUGCUGCAUCUAAUGCUAGUGGAGCUGCCUUUUGCCGUUCAGCUGCUUUAAUUUUAAUGGCCCUUCUACUCCUGCGACAUGCAGUUUCUGUCCCGGAUGCUGAUGCAGAUGAUGAUCCAUCAACUUUCUUCUCUAUCUUCUUACUUCGUGCGGCUGGAUUUCUUUUACCUUGUUAUAUUAUGGCUUGGGCAAUCAGCAUCUUGCAACGUCGGAGGCAAAGACAACAGGAGGCAGCAGCAGUGGCAGCAACCCAAGUCGCUGUUGUUUUGCAAUCUGGGCAGCGGAGGGGCCUGCAAUUUGCCAUAGCACCAGGACCACCGGUAAAUGCACAGCUGGAACACAUUGUUUAGUUUGGGUCUGUGUAUUAAACUAUGAGCAUGUGUUGCUGUGGGAAGAUAUAAAGUUUUUUAUUGACAUGGCCAUGCAGUAUUACUCUGAUUCUUAAAAGCUAUGUAUGUAUUUACGCAUGUAUACAUGCAUACCUUAGCUUUGGCGGCUAUAUAAGAUGGUUGACGUUUUGGAUUUGCAUAGCCAUCAAGAAUGUCUCAACCACUGUAUAUUUGUAUGUAAAAACAAUUUGCCCAGGCUAAAGAAAAAAAUUCAUAUUUCAUGGGUUAAUUGUGCAAUAGUAA